Harpia harpyja (harpy eagle) is the source of this 9239-nucleotide messenger RNA. RefSeq names its product family with sequence similarity 83 member B (gene SACK1B). The record is from RefSeq and is a predicted model, not a curated record. Bases 18 to 3101 code for a protein of 1027 amino acids. The transcript is spliced from 4 exons. Gene Ontology annotation, biological process: epidermal growth factor receptor signaling pathway. Lineage: Eukaryota; Metazoa; Chordata; Aves; Accipitriformes; Accipitridae. Gene Ontology annotation, cellular component: cytoplasm; membrane.
ACAAAAUAUAUGUGAAAAUGGAAACUUCAUCUUUGCUAUCAUCCUUACAUGAUGAAUGCAGAUCAGACAACUAUAUUGAACCUCAUUACAAGGAAUGGUACCGAGUAGCUAUUGAUGCUCUAAUUGAAGGAGGUUUAGAAGCCUACAAAGAAUUUCUUUCCAAAGAGAGAUGCUCAGAAUUCCUAGCCGAUGAGGAAAUUGAUUAUAUUUUGAACAACAUUCACAAACUUCCCCAAAACACAAUUUAUUCCUCUAACAAUGCCAUUGAUGACACCUCUUCCUCAGGAACAUACUGGCCUAUUGAAUCAGAUGUGGAAGCUCCAAAUCUUGACUUAGGUUGGCCCUACCUGAUGCCUGGAAUUUCUGGUGGCACAAAUAUUGAUCUGCUUUUUCAUCCACCACGAGCACAGCCUUACACCAUAAAGGAAACUAUUCGGAAGAUGAUACGAGAUGCAAGAAAGGUCAUUGCCAUCGUUAUGGAUAUGUUUACAGAUGUGGAUAUCUUUAGAGAAAUUGUGGAGGCAUCUGCUAGAGGGACUGCAGUGUAUCUCCUGCUUGAUGAGUCAAACUUCAGUCACUUUCUGAAAAUGACGGAGAAACAAGGCUGUCAAGUUCAGAGGCUCAGGAACAUGAGGGUACGGACAGUAAAAGGACAAGAUUACUAUUCUAAAACAGGAGCAAAAUUCCAUGGAAAAAUGGAACAAAAAUUUAUUCUUGUUGACUGUAAGAAAGUCAUAUAUGGUUCUUACAGCUUUAUGUGGUCAUUUGAAAAAACCAACCUCAGUAUGGUUCAAGUUAUCACAGGACAGCUGGUUGAAUCCUUUGAUGAAGAGUUCAGGACACUGUACGCCCGUUCUUCUGUUCCUAGUUCAUUUGCCCCAGAAUUAGUGCGGGUAAACAGUCGCAGGACACUCUGGGAUAAUGAUACAUACCAACACUCAGUGUCUUCCUUGGCUUCAGUUUCUAGCCAAAGAAACCUUUUUGGUAGGCAAGACAAGGUUCACAAGAUAGAUCCUGUUUCUUGGAAAACUCAUGGAAGAUAUGCAGUAAAUGAAAUAGAUAAAUAUGGCUUGAGAAAUCAAGCCUAUAAUAAACAACCAUUUCAUCCAGGUUUUAAUAUGCAAAAUCCAAUCCAGCAGUAUCAACCUAGUGAAAAAAAUGAGCACUGGAAAAGACAUAGUUAUGCUGGGGAGAAGCCAGAAAGGACACCUUACCUAUUGCUCAACAGAGCUAUUAAUAGAGCCAACAAUCCAUCAAAUACUUGGAAAAUGCCAUCUGAUAGCCUUAGUAUCGUUUCUUCAUUACGAGGAGGAUAUGCAAAUAACUACAAUACACCCCAGCAAAGUUUUGCCGAUCAGUUUUCACGACCAAAGGUAAAUCUUGCAGAAAGAAACUCAAUUGUACGGAGGUCUUUUAAUGGGACAGAUAAUCAUAUCCGCCAUCUGCAGCAAAGGAUGCCAACCCUCGAACACACAACUAAAUCAUUCCUACGUAACUGGCGAAUUAAGUCAUAUUUGAAUGAUCAAUCAGAUUAUCCAGUAGAGUCUAAUGGCUCAGCCUUGGGUGACAGAUAUGAUAGCUACGACACAGCUGAAAAUAUUAAAACUCAUGCGCUGUAUUCUCAUUCUCGCUUACGAUCAUCAUUGGUGUUUCAGCCAACUUUACCUGAACAGCAGGAAGUAAGCAGCUGUGCAAGUUCUUCAAAUUCAACUAUAAUUGGGUCAGAGGGAAGUGCAACACCUAAAGGGACAUCUAAUCAUGCUCCAAGUGUGGAAAAUGGAACAGGUAAUAUUUUAGAAGAGCUUAGCACAAAUGUCCCACUUAAAUCAGAUGCACCAAAAAACCACAGAAUUCAUAUCGCAGACAACACAAAACCUAGUGCAAAUUCAAAUGCAACCGGCGACUCAUCUCUCUACUUGUACACAACACUGUGUGCAGACAAACAUGCAGAAAAUCUGAAGAACCUUCAAAAUGAAAAUAUGCUAAAAAGGAGAAGUUUUCCCAUGUUUAAUUCAAAGUCCAUAUUAGACCCUGGUGCCAACAAACAUGCAUCCAGUUAUGUUUACAGCACAUUGACUAGGCAUAGACUUAAGGAGCCAGUUAGUCCAAAACUUCCAGAAGAUACACUGAAGAGCUCUAAAAGUUUGCACAGUGUGACCAACCACUUGCCACAGGAAGAAAAGAACCUCAAAGGGGAGCUAAAGAGCCCAACUGCUAGCAAGGCGAUCUCUAUGGCUGCUCUCUCUGAAGCUAGCAAAGAGGAGUCUUGUAAGGAUUGCACAUCAAAGAAAGAAAGUAAGAAUUCCCCAAGUUUUCUAAAGAAAGGAUCCCAGAAACUGCGGUCACUUCUUAAUCUCACCCCAGACAAGAAGGAAAAUUUGUCAAAAAACAAAGGUCCUGCCUUUUACAGAAUGUGUAGUAGUUCUGACACAUUGGUUUCUGAAGAAGAGAAUCAGAAACCAAAGAUUUCUGAGAAUAAGACAGAUUCUUCCCCAAGGAGAAAGAGAAACACAUCAUCGAAUUCUCAAGGUAGCUUGAACAGAAGUAAAGAAGAUGUCACCGGGAGCCCAACAAAGUCUCCAAAGUCACCAAAACCUCAAAAACCUCCAUCUGAUGAAAGCAAUAAAAAGUGUCCUCUCUUGUGCCCCCUUGAAAGUAAGUUCAUAGAAACUGCAGGAGAUGCAUCUACCCCAAGAUUUAAUACAGAACAGAUUCAGUAUCAAGACGUAAAGGAAAUCACCACAAAUACUACUCCCGAAAGUGCCCCUCUUUCUGCUCUCCAAAGAGCAACUUCAAUGACACCACAGCUGGCAAGCUCAAAACGCCAAGAGGAGAUAAGAUGUCGUUUGAGUGAAAGGCGUGUUUAUAGCCGCUUUGAGCCAUUCUGCAAGAUGGAAAAUACUAACCAACCUGCAGGAAAUGCACCUAACAGCAGUUCACAUCUCUCAGAUAUCAAAAGCAAGACCUUAGGGAAUAAUUAUGGCAGGAGUAAUCACAUGGUCAGCUACAACUCAACUGCUUACCAUCCAUUGCAGCCUAAUGAAAAUAAACUGAGAGGAUUUAUGCAAAAGUUUGGGAACUUCCUACACAAAAACAAAUAAAACUUUUGUUGAUUAUGUUGAAAUACAGCAAGAGUAGCGAAGCUGAGCAUAAUCUUAACUGAACCAGACUGACGGGCAACUUUCGUAGAGCUUACUUGGGUUUCUUCCUGGGUCUAGGACAUUGGAAUGAAUGUACAUAUUUUUACAUUCUUAUCCUAGAAUUGUGAUACUUAAGUCUUUACAGAAAUUCUGUGUCCAGAAGAUGUCUCAAGGGAGUUGUUUAUAGUGUUUAUAUUGUAAGAUUAAUUUUAUACAUUUUCCUUGUGAAGAAAGUACGUACUAGCAUAUUGUAAGAUUAAGUGUGGAGAAAAAAAGAUGGAGGAUGUUUUUAAACUUCAAAUAAUACUGUUUCCAAAGACUUGCCCUUUAAGAGUAGGAUAGCACUAGGAAUAUUGGCUUGCAUUUUUUCAGCAUUUAUGUACACAAAUGAUAAACACAAAUGUUAAUGCAUUGCAUGUUACUUAUCUUUAAACUAAUUUUUGAAAAUGUCUUUUAGGCUUCAUCUUGUUAAUAAUUUAUCCCAUAGCAUCUAUCGAACUGUUUGGGCAGCAGAUGGAUCUAUCUUACUUUAUUGAAUUUUCCAUGUAAUAUGAUAUUUUUCUGAAGUAUUUGGCACACAGAUCUUAAAGUGACCUUAAUCUGAGCUUUCACAGACUUGUUUACAUGGAUAAACUAGUGUGAAUGUAGAAUGAACGUUAAAAAAGCUAUUUAUAAAAAAGGUGCCUUGAACGUAACUUACAACUACUUUAAAUUUCAAUGGGUUAAUUACAUUUGUAUAACAUGCCAGUAUUCUGUAAUGUAUUCUAAAAAUAGCUUUUUGUUACAUUUUUCUAUUUGGUGUUUCCAAAAAAAAAUUGUCUGUGGACUUCCUUUUCUCAGGUAAGUUUUUGAGUUUCACAUGCAACAGUCUGUUUUAAAUGUCGCCAGAUAUAUUUGCAACUUUGGCUUUAAUAACCUAUUUUUUUAAAUAACAUUGCAAGUGCUUAGACUAGGCAUAUGAGGGAGAUUGCAAGCUCAACCCUGCAAUGCUGCCUUAUGUCAGGAUGAAUAUUACAAGGCUGGGAGCAAUUGGGCAUUUAAAAAUGAAUUUCAUAAAAGUCACCACAUCAAACAAUAAGGCACCUCUCCUAAGCCAAAGAAAGUAUCAGUGAAGGGUGAUAGCAGCAAGUGUUUAACCUUAAUGAAGGUAUUUAGGCACCUAACUGCAGUCUAAGGGACACAUUUUUGUUCAUCUGAGCCUCUCAGUCGUAAAAAAUUUCCUUAUAUUAGGUGACUAUGCCAGGUUAGUGCUUACAAAAAACACAGGCAGGUUGAUGUGUUUGGGCAGCAGCAUGGCAUCUACUUCUCAUCUGCAGUGUGCAGCCAGAACAUCCAGCUGGCUCAUGCCCUUCUGGAUGUGGAGUUUGUCUCAUAGAAGAAUGCCGUAACCAUUUAUCUGCAAGAUGCUCUGUGACAGUUUUGUUCCAAAUUCAGAAAGUUGGUAAAAUCAAUUGCUGAAAGCUUGUAAUUCUUAUACAGCGUCUUCAUGUUUCAAGAACAUGUUUUAGGAGACCACUUCACUCUUAGACCUGAAAGGUCCUACAGUGUUCUAUGGAGGAGUCCCACUGUGAAGGUCUUGGCUUUAUUCUUUAGAAAGAAACAUCAGAAAAGCAUUUCAUGCACCAGGUAGAUUGAGUUCAUUUGUCUCUUCUACUUGUGGCCCUGGGAAGAGAUUUUAUAUGGAAACCUACUUCUCACUGAGAAUCUGCUCUGGCUCCCAUGAACUCACCAUAGUUACUGUCAGGGAUUUCAGUGAAGCAGUGUCAGCUUUUUAUUCAAAAUGUUUCUCGGGCAACCUUAUUAGGCUGAUGCAUCAUAUCAGUAACUGUUUCACUGUGGGGAUGGUAUUUAUUUAUGAGAGUGACAAAGACUUGCAUCCCAAUCCUCUGCUGAAAGUUUAGGUGUCCCCUUUACCUGUGACCACAGAAGAGAUGUUAUGAAUUUCUUGACAAACACUGGUGACUUUGUUCACUCCUUGCUGAAAUGCCAUAGUUAGUAUUUUUCCCAAAUGAACAUUUAUACUUAAAUACUCUGCCCCAACAGAGGUAGCAUUUUCAGACCCAAGGCAAAGAGUGUCUUCUUAGUACUCCAGGCAUAUUUUCAAUAUAGGCCCAACAUACUUCCACAGCUACACAGCCAACAGCAAUGCAAUACUGUACUUUAUAGAACUCUUAAUGUAUUUCAGCAGGGCAGAUAGUUAUGCAGGAUAGUGCCUGAAUUAACAGUGCAGCAAAGGAACUUAAUCAAGACACAGGUGGUGCUAAAAAUGGUGGGGGUAGGUUUUAGGAGGAUCUUUAGUUUUCCCUCAUACACUUACAAGCUCUGACAUACACUUGUAGGCAGUACUAUAUUGGGGAAGGAAAUGAGAGGGAGAACAAGGGUCUUGGGGCAAGUUUUGAAGUGAGAGUGCUUUCCAUUUUGUAGUAAACUUUGGGAAAUCUAUUUUGAUACAGUUUGGAAAUAUUUUACUGUAUUAUUCAGAGGGCUAAUUAGGGAGUCCUGAGAAGGCAGAUAUUUUAAUUUACCAAGAAAUCUGUGUUUAUAGAUUUAUACUGUUGUUUGUACCUACACAGAUUAAGAGCCUUCAGUGAAGAGCCUGCUCAUAGACUUAAUGCAAAAAGAAUCACAGUAGAACCAGCUCUUUUUUUCAUUUUCAGGUCUCUCCUCACAGAUCCCGCAUGGGAAUGUUGUUACAUUAAGGCCUGAUCCGAGGUUAAUUGAAAUGAAUGCAAAAGACCACCACGGACCUCAGUGGAAGUAGGAUCAGGCACUUAAUGUACUGACACCACUAUUUUAGGGAUGUUACAAGACCCAGUGCUGCUUGGGAAGCAUGAGGCUCUGACGCUACAGGAAGAGGAGCCCAAUGCCCUGCCUGCAGUUGCGGUUUUGAAGGUGGGGGAGCACACUGGGGAGCUCCGCUGGUGGUGCAAGGACCAACUGUUACAUUGUUCCCUCCGGAAUUGUGUUAAAGGUGGGAAAACAGUGCUCACCCAGUCCCGUCUGAUUUGCCUCAUGUCUCUGUGGGAAACCAGCUGUUCACAAAAUAAAGGAAAAGUAUGGGGGGAUAAAAGAUACCUGCAUCAGUGGAGAAAAAGGAUUUGCACAUUUCUGGAGGGAAAAAUAAAGUUUAUAUUUUUGCACUUCCUUUUCUCAAGCUUGUCUUGAUGUUUCUGCUUUUCCAAGGAGAUGCAUUUUGUUCAAUGUGUCCUAAAUGCGCUCUGCACGUUGCAAGCUUGUUACACCCUGCACACACCCAACACACUCCCAGUUUUGUAAGGCUGUGAAGUAAUAGCUGUUGCCGUGCGUGACGGUCAUUUGGCCAAAUGACUUGGGAGUUGUGAAACCCAUAAAAAAUUAUGUGUCAUUUCUACAUUAAAUAAAACUCCAUUAGCACCAUAAUAGAUCUAGGAGGGUGGCCAUGCAAAAGCUGAUCAGUUAUGCAAUGCUGAGCGUGGCCCUCAAGAGCACCAUCGGCAGUGGUGGGCAGUGCAGCUGGGAGAUACAGGCUCCUCAUACGGUGCCCGUUCAAUUCAUGUCAUAAAUAAACCACCUCUACAUACGGUCAUAAUACCCAGUCAAUCAAUUGCUUCAUUUCUUCAGCCUUGUAAUAAACAAUUUUUACUGUGUCAGAUUGCAAAAUGUUGGUUGUUCUCUUAUUGAUGUGCUUACAAUGCACUCUUUAUUCAUGCUAACAAACAUGCACUAGAUGUAAUGAAAGGUUAAAAAUUAAGAAAUAUUAAAUUUCCAGCUGUCUAAUACAUGAGGGCAGUAGUAUUUGUUACAAACCUUGAGAGGAAAAAAAGCUUAUCAGGCAAUAGAUGUUUGUGCAUCGAUAAGUGAAAAAGUACUAUUCAGAGAAAAAAACGUUUGAUCAUUUUUCAGCUUUCUGAAAUGUAUUAGGAAAUGUUGUUGUUUAUAAAAGAAGUCAUAAGAAAAAUAAUACCAAAAUCUGUUGCAAGACAAUGUAAAAAUAAAAUAAAAAAUGGCUCCACUAAACUGUAUAAGAAUUUUUUUUUUCAUUUGUAGCAUUAUGUGGGAUAAGCUGUACAACCAAGUAGCUUUGCAACUGUGUAAUGCAGAGAGAUCAGUAAGAUUACUACGGUACUCACUGUAAUUUAUUCCCCAUACCAAGGUUGUACUGCACAGGACAGUAUCUGGGGUUUUUUUAGUUUGUUUUCAUUUAAGGCGGGAGAGUUAGAGCAACACAAAGCUGCAGUAAUUCACGGGUAAUUGAGACGUUACUCCAAUUUUGUCUUCGCUUGCAUGAGUACAUAUUCCAGUAGCACUCCGGUGACAAGAGGGGAGACUGCAAUGCUCAAAAGGCCCUCUUGCCAUUUCAUUCUUUGUUUCAUACAGGUGCUUACAGAUGUCUUGAUACCUUUCUAUAGGGUCUGAAAUUUUUCAUCAUUUUCAACUCAAAACUAAGAGUUACAGUUGGGUCUCUCUUCUUCACAUUUUAACGUGUUGCCAAAGACAUGUUGCAUGUUCUGAGAACUGUUUUCUGUGUUGAGAAACAGGAUGGAAGAAAACAUUUGCUCUUGGACAGCUCAGAACAGAGCUGCUUUGCUGUUAAGCGAAGCUAGUAGUGCAGAUUUCUACUUUAGUGAUGUUGACUACUUAAGUUUUAAUCCCCUUAACCUCCUUCUUGCUUAGAAUGAUCCCCCCCAUCAUAUUUAAAAGCAAUUUUCAUCGAUGUAACACUUUAAAAAGUGGUCAAGUCCUAUUUCUGAAAAGCCAGGGGGAUACAUUCCCAAAUCAAUAUGUGUAUAUCUUGAAAAUAUCUUUGCAUAUUUCUGGAAGAGAAUCUGAUUUGCUAAAAAUGACUGGAUAUGCCUUCAGAAGAAGCUUCUGUGAAGACUAUGCAUCUUUUUCCCACCACAUGUGUUACACUAACUAAAAAUUCCAUGGAUAAGUGCAAAAAAUAGUUAGGGGGGAAAAUAAUCACUUCUGAUAAGAGGCCCAUGAAACAUGUUUAUUUUGAUAGUGUUGCUUCCAUAUGUAAAUACAGCUGGGAUAAAAAUUGCUUCUUUUCUCUCCAAAGCAGAUAAAAUUUAUGACAGUUGAAGUAGAAAUAUUUUUAAAGACUAUGCACCAGUGGCAAUAUUUUUUUGUGUUUGAGAAAUGAAUGCAACUCAUUUAUUAGCAUUCAAACACAGGACUCCUAUGUCAUUUGUACGUUGUCUCUUCUUGCCUCAUUUAACAAUCAGCGUGCUCAAAAUUCAGACUGUCUACAGCUUCCCAAGCCCUUGAAUAAUACUCUGAAGAACCAAUCCAACAAGGCAUUAAACACACACUUAGCUUUUUGAACUAGGCAGUCCCUGGAUAAAGCAUAACACCAAGCAUACAUGUUUGUUAGAUUUUGGUGUAAAAAAUCUCAGUGUAGUCCUAGCUGAUGUAUUUUGGAAGACUGCUGAAUAUAUGGUUUCAUUCUUUUCUUUGGGCCAUGUCUAAUUUUGACCCAUGGUAAUACCCCGUUUCAACACCAUGUCUGACAUGUUUCUUCCAAAUGUCACAUUAGCUGGUGUUAAAAUAUCAUUAUUCUGGUUUCAGAGUUUAGAUCAAUCUUCCUUAGUGCAGGAUCUGUGGAUCCCUGGUGAUCCAUAAGAUUUAAAAGGUGACAUGGAAGUGAAUUCAGAUGACUAAAAAAACACAACUAGUCAAAACAGAAAAGCAUUUGCACAUAUUUCCAUGUACAGCAAAGGAAGCAAGUAAAAUCAGAAAACUCGUAAGUGAACAUUCAUAAUGUACUUUUUACCAGUUGAAAAUGAAAGCUGGUACACCAAUGCUGCAGGAAAAAAAAAAAGAAUAAUCAGGUGCUCUUUGAUUAAAAAAAGCUGAGAAACACAGCUCUAGAUGCUGUAAAACAAGUAUGAGGGAUGCUACAAAUACACAAGGCCCAGAACAGAUAUUACUGGGUAAUUUCAGAGGGUGGGGCAGGGAGGGAAUUCCAUCAAGUUGGUUUCAGUACUGAUGGAUGUAAAAGACUGUGCUGGUUUCAUUUAAAAUUGUUACUUGAUAUGUAAAUCCUUUUUUUUAAGAUGGAAUUCCUGGAUUACAUAGCAGCUAUGUUAUGGAUAUACUGUGUAUGUACAGAUACAA